AUGUUCCGCCCCGCCCUCAGGCAGUCCUCCUCCUCCAGCUACGCCGCCCCAGAGGUCAAACUCAGCAAGCGCGGCCACAACACCAGGCGCGACUCCCCCUACCCCUACCGCCUCAAUCUUUACGAGCGACCGCCGUCCCUCGAUAUCACUCUUGAAGAGUUUGAAGCGUGUGCUAUUGCCCGACUACGCGUCCUCUCAUAUAUCGAAUCUUUAUCACAUCGGUCAUUACAGUACACCCAGUUCGCGUCCCAGCUCGACAAGUACUCGAAAACCCACAUACCACUCGCCAGCAGCACUGCCAAGAAUGAAAAUUUGGAUGAUCAGAGAAGGCGAGACGAAAUAGGACAUUGGGUCUUGAGGCUGGCGUUCUGUCGCAGCCCCGAUCUUCGACAACGCUACAUUCGCGCUGAAUCUCAGCUAUUCAGGUCGCGAUUCGAAUCGGAUGACAAGCAAGAGAGAGAGGCGUUUUUGGACUCGGUGUCUUUCGGUUACGACAAGGUCGACGAUGCUGAAAAGGCCGAGCUGGCCACCCAGCUCAAAGCCAUGACCUCGUCUGUAAAGGGCGAGCACCAUAGAAACGACGUCUGGUACAAGGUUCCAUGGUACAAUGUCCCGGACCUUGUCGGCAGCCGAAAGGUCUUCAUCAAGGGCGGUUUCGCCUAUGUCCCCCAAUCCCUCCAAUUCUCGCUCGUGCUUCAGCUGUUCUGCGACCGCCUCGAAAAGGCGCUCGAAUUCACCGCCAAAAAUCUCCCCCGGUUGGACGAGGACGAGCGUCUUGGCCCGGUUAUUGACCACCUGGUCGCGUCUUUCUUGUCUGGUAUUGGAGAUGCCGACUACCAGCCCGCCGAGAACGCCGGAGAUACCAUCACCGCCGAUACCAUCGACGAGGUCGCGAGAAAGCAUUUCCCGCCCUGUAUGCGCCACUUGUAUGAUUCGCUCAAGAGAGAUAAUCACUUGAAGCAUUACGGAAGAUUGCAAUUGACAUUGUUCAUCAAGGGUCUUGGUGUACCCCUCGACCAAGCCAUCAUCUUCUGGCGGCGAGGCUACGGUCCCAAGAUGACGGAUGACGAUUUCAACAAGAAUUACAAGUACAACAUUCGUCAUAGUUACGGUCAAGAAGGUAAACGUGCCAAUUAUCCGCCCAAAGACUGCCAGACCAUCCUCACCCAGAACCAACCCAACGGAUCUCAAGAGAACCACGGCUGCCCCUUCCGCCACUUCUCCCCCGACAAUCUCACCACCUUCCUCUCCUCGACCUACCCGGAUCACUUUACGCGCUCCUCCCCGGCCAUGAAGGAGAUUAUCGAUAGCGUAAAGGGGAGCCAUUUCCACGUGGCUUGUACGCGAGUCUUUGAAGUCACGCACGGGGUGAACAGGGGAGAAGGGUUGGGCAAUGGAGAGAGUGUGAGUCACCCGAAUAAGUGGGCAGACAGGAGCCGGGAGAUGGAGAAGGAGGCGGUUGCGGCGGUGCAGGCAAAGGUCGAGGAGUCGAUAGUCGUCGACCAAUAG
Messenger RNA from Cryptococcus wingfieldii CBS 7118, 1509 nucleotides. RefSeq names its product DNA primase large subunit. The coding region runs from base 1 to 1509 and encodes 502 amino acids. The transcript has 5 exons. Lineage: Eukaryota; Fungi; Basidiomycota; Tremellomycetes; Tremellales; Cryptococcaceae. Gene Ontology annotation, biological process: DNA replication, synthesis of primer. The record is from RefSeq and is a predicted model, not a curated record. Gene Ontology annotation, cellular component: alpha DNA polymerase:primase complex.